UCGGUGACAAGGAACGGUUGACAUGACGCGCAGUCCUCACCAUAGCGCGAGAGUAGGAAUCACGUGCGCGCGAGCCAACAUUUAAAUUGAAAAUAUUUAGCUGGACUUAAAUAUGAGUAGUCUGUUGAAGCAUUUUGUCUUGCAAAAAAUUCGAGUGCGUUAUAAAUAGUGAAGAAAAUCAUCGUAUCUUGCCCUGACCGAACAAUUUCUCCCAACUGUUGGUUGUUCACUUGUUUUGAAUUAGAAUUUAAAUCGUGAACAUUGUCUUAGAUUGCGUAAGUUAUGUACAUUGAAGAAAUGAUAUUCGUGGUAAUUUAUCAAGUAGAUGCAUUUAAGUAUGAACGUUACGGGAGUAAUCGAGCCCAAAGGCAGGGGGUGAUUGACACGGCGAGUAUGGUGGCAGCUCAUUCACCGGAGGUGAGUGCUGGGUGAUCUCAGCGACGUCCGCACAAACUCUACGCCGCUUCUAUAAUAAACCUCGGGCCUGGAGGAUGCUCGUCACGAAUUUGUGAGAGCGCUGAUUUCAAAGAGGCCAGGCGAUAAAAACGACGUUUUGAUAUGGCGGAAGCUGCUUCUGCUCAACCACCAGCUGCGGCUUCUUCAGCGCUUAAAAGCCCCAAGAAGAAGUGCACCGCUCUAAAGGCCAAGAAGGUCGGCCCCAGCGUGUCCGAGCUCAUCCUCAAGGCUCUCGCCAGCAGCAAGGAGAGGAACGGCGUGUCUCUUCGUGCGCUCAAAAAGUCGCUCGCUGCCGGAGGAUACGACGUGGAGAAGAACAAUGCCCGCGUAAAGUUUUCCAUCAAGAAGCUCGUGGCCAAAGAUGCCGUGGCGCAAGUGAAGGGCAGCGGUGCGUCUGGCUAUUUCAAACUCAACAAGAAGGAAAAGGCUGCCGCAAAAGCGAAGCCCGAAUCGUCAACGGCAAAGCCCGCAGCUAAAAAGCCCACGGCAGCCAAGAAGGUAAAGAAGCCCGCGGCAGUCAAGAAGACCGCGCCCAAGAAGUCUCCCAAGAAAACAAAGAAGUCCGCGGCUGCCAAGAGCCCCAAAAAGGUGAAGUCGGCUGUUAAACCCAAGAGGUCGGACCGUAAGUACGAGGGAGAGAGGUAA
Petromyzon marinus (sea lamprey) is the source of this 1101-nucleotide messenger RNA. Lineage: Eukaryota; Metazoa; Chordata; Hyperoartia; Petromyzontiformes; Petromyzontidae. The record is from RefSeq and is a predicted model, not a curated record.